Messenger RNA from Cladocopium goreaui, 507 nucleotides. NCBI's taxonomy places the organism in Eukaryota, Dinophyceae, Suessiales, Symbiodiniaceae. The record is from the annotation of a GenBank genome assembly.
AUGAUGUGGGACAUCAUGAAGGAUCGCAAGCAUCAACGUGCUUCACGACAGCCCAACGUGAGCAAUUGUCGAUGUCAGGAAGAAGAGCUGCAAGAGCUACGACGACAAGACGCGGAAGAUCAGGCCAAUCUUCAGAGGAAGCGUGCAGAAGAGGCCUUGGCCCUUGGAGCCUUGCAGGCGAAGACGGCCGCGGAGCUGCGCGCCUUGGAGGUCUGCAGCUCUCAUCUCCAUCGCCUGGGCCGAGAGAUGACGCAGGAAGCCGCGUCUUUGCAACUCGAACGUCAACGCGAGUUGUCAUUGAUUUCUGCGCUGCGUUCAGAGCUCCAGAAAUCGGGCAAGGCGGCUUCAGGGCCAAGGCGUUCGACUUCUGCGCCGCAGCUUCGUUGGCACGUCGAUCCCGAAAGACCGGCUUUGGCCAGUUGGAGCGGCACCUUGUCCAAGAAGGCACCCAAGAAGGUUUCCGUCCGCAUUCAGAGGCUUGAUGUUCCAGCCCUAAGACACCUGUGA